GGAAGAAGGUGGUGUGAUUGGUCAAUACACUUGACAUUAUCUCCUCCUUCCUUGCCCUAUAAAACUGGAAACCUAAGCCUCCGCCCGCUCUGAUAUGAGGCUGGCUUCCAUCUCCAUUCCCUUGUCCUCCUCAUUCUCUGUUAUUCUUUGGUAGCCCAGAGGAAUAACAGGCGCUAAUCGCCAUGAGGACCACCACCCACCAGCUUCUCAUCACCGCUCCCGCCAAUCUGAGGCCCGGGAGGAGGCCCGCCUCAUCUUUAGCGCUCCUCUCGAGGCCCCCCAGGAGGAGGGCCACGGUCGUUAGGGCGGCUGUGGCCGUGGAGCAGGAGGUGAAGACCAAGGUCUCCCUUGUGAGGAUUGGUACCAGAGGGAGUCCACUAGCACUCGCCCAAGCCCACGAGACACGAGACAAACUCAUGGCAACUCAUUCUGAGCUAGCUGAGGAUGGAGCUAUUGAGAUAAUAAUUAUUAAGACUACAGGUGACAAAAUACUCAAUCAACCACUAGCAGAUAUAGGUGGCAAAGGUCUUUUCACGAAAGAGAUAGAUGAGGCCCUCUUGGAGGGCAAAAUUGACAUUGCAGUUCACUCGAUGAAGGAUGUUCCUACAUAUUUUCCUGAUGGAAUGAUCUUACCAUGCAACCUUCCCCGAGAAGAUGUAAGGGAUGCAUUUAUUUGUUUGACUGCAAAGUCUCUUUCAGAGCUUCCGGCUGGAAGCCUUGUUGGAAGUGCUUCCCUUCGGAGGCAGUCUCAAAUACUCUAUAGAUAUCCGUCUCUCAGAGUGGUUAACUUCAGAGGCAAUGUCCAAACACGAUUGAAAAAAUUAAAAGAAGGGGAGGUCCAAGCGACUUUGUUGGCAUUGGCUGGGCUUAAGCGGCUAAAAAUGACGGAGCAUGUCACAGCUAUACUAUCCGUUGAAGAAAUGCUUCCAGCAAUCGCUCAAGGUGCUAUCGGUAUUGCUUGUAGAAGCAAUGAUGAGAAAAUGGCUAAUUAUAUAUCUUUGCUGAAUCACGAAGAAACCAGAUUAGCUGUCGCCUGUGAAAGGGCAUUUCUUGAGACCCUUGAUGGGUCCUGCCGCACUCCUAUUGCUGGAUAUGCUUGCCGUGAUGAGAAUGGAUAUUGUGUGUUCAGAGGUUUGGUGGCAUCCCCAGAUGGAAGUCGAGUAUUGGAGACAUCAAGAAAAGGCUCCUAUACUCUUGGGGAUAUGGUGGCAAUGGGUAAAGAUGCUGGAAAGGAAUUGCUUGCAACGGCAGGCCCCGGUUUCUUUGAUUGGUAACCUCAUAUCGAAUUCCCUGAAGAAAAGAGCAGCGAAACUAAGAGCUUCAGCAUUGCCUUCCAGUUUUUUAAUUUUUAAUUUUUUUAACCUCAGGCGUGUACAAGUAGAUGUUCACCAAGUUGAGUGGUAACAUUAUAUAUGUAUUCAUGUCUUGUACGAUGAUUCUGGUGUUUGGUUAACCUUAUUGCGUCUAAGCUGAAAUAAAAAAAAAAAAUCUUUUUUGUUUUCCUCUC
This is a messenger RNA of Elaeis guineensis (African oil palm), 1507 nucleotides long. Its product is annotated as porphobilinogen deaminase, chloroplastic. NCBI's taxonomy places the organism in Eukaryota, Viridiplantae, Streptophyta, Magnoliopsida, Arecales, Arecaceae. Gene Ontology annotation, cellular component: cytoplasm. The record is from RefSeq and is a predicted model, not a curated record. Gene Ontology annotation, biological process: heme biosynthetic process. Gene Ontology annotation, molecular function: hydroxymethylbilane synthase activity.